Equus caballus (horse) is the source of this 15919-nucleotide messenger RNA. NCBI's taxonomy places the organism in Eukaryota, Metazoa, Chordata, Mammalia, Perissodactyla, Equidae. The record is from RefSeq and is a predicted model, not a curated record.
GCACCACCAGGCCAGCCCUCAUGCCUGCCAUUUUUGAAGGUCAGUGUUGCUAGACUGGUAGAGGAAGGUGGGGAGGGAAGUAAUAGGAAAUGAGGUCAGAUAGGUAAUAGAGGCCUAAUCUUAUAGGGCCCUGUAAGCCACAGUGGGAUCCACAGGAGGGUUUUGAACAGAGGUGGGAGAGGAUCUGACUUGGUUUUAAAAGGAUCCCUCUGGCCAUCGUGAAAAUAUAUUGGUGGGGGAUGAGGUGUAGAUGAUAAAGGGGGAAGCAGGAGAACAGUGAGGAGGCUGCUGCAGUAAUCACUUGAGUUGGAUUCACUGUUUCCUGGGUUCACUGUUCUGGGCAUCCUUCUUCAGCUUUGGAAAAUUAACUUCUAAUACGUUUUUGAUAAAUUUUUCUUCAUUUUUUUUCUGUUCUUUCUGUCUAGGACUCCUAUUAUGCAGCUAUUGAACGUUCUGGAUUAAUCUCUCUCUCUUAAAUUUUCUCUCAUACUUUGUGUUUCUUUGGGGUUUUUUUGCCCUACAUUCUGGGAAAUUUCCUCAAUUUUAUUUCCCAGUCCUUCUGUUGAGUUUUUUUUAAUUUCAGCCACCUAUUUUUCCAUUUCUAAGGAGUCCCUAUUUCUUCUGAUUGUUCCUGUUUUGUGUCAUCUAGGUCUUGUUUUACUCAUGUUACAUCUUCUUGAAUUUUGCUGAGAAUAUUACCAUUUUUUUCUGAAAUUCUCUUUUGUUUCCAAAUUUUCCAGAUUGCUCUGGUGUCAUUGUUCCAUUUGUUUAUUUUAGGUUUUCUCUUUCAUGAUGCAGUUUCCCUUAAUUUGCUUGAGGAUCUUUGGUUAUCCAUUCUUAGUGAAGGGAAAAGGACUGGUAUCUGAUGUGGGUUUCUCUGUUGUUAUAUAAGCAGGGCUAUUUUCUAGCUAGGGCUCUCCUCCAUAAGGAAAUUCUGACAGGAAACUUCAUGUGGACUUGGGGGAGGUGGCAACCAACAGGCUAUGGGUUGCCCAAAUACUGAAAUCAGAAAGCUUUUUUCUGUAGUACCAAAUGCCAUAAGACAAGUCUAAGUGUUCCCUACACAGUUCGUAAAACACCGGUAGAGAUUUUGCCUAAAGGUAAGUGCUGGAGCUGCAUGUGCUCUAUGUGGGUGGAAAGGGCAGAGAGAUAGGGGUUCUGAGUGAUGCCGAUAUCCCAUGAGCAGACCUUCAAGUAAUUUCCUUUUUCUCAGCUCCACUCCUCACUCUCGCCCUCCACAGUACCUGCAGACACAGUCCAGAGCAUCUGCGGGUUCCCACAGACAGAAUGACAACCAUCAACUUGGCAUCUCCCCAGCCCUCCCACACAGGUCUUUGGAGGGACAGGAAGCUUCCCAUACUUUUGAUCUCAGUCAGGCCUCAUCCCGCUCUGGUUCUAGCAGCUGAUAUUUCCUGAAUUCUUACCAUAUGCCAAGCAUUCCAAAAGUAGAACCUCACUCAAUCUUCAUAGCAACUUUAUGAAGCAGGUACUAUUAUUAUUCAUUUUAUAGAUGAGGAAACUGAGGCUACAGAGUGAUUAAUUAACUUGCUCGAUAUUACACUGUCAGUAAGUGGCAGAGCUGAGAUUCAAACCCAGAUGGUCUGAAUCCAGUAGUUCUAUUUUGAACCGCUAUGUUAUAUUUUCAGUCCUGCCCUAGCCUGUCUUGGCCUCUGACUAUUCUGGAGAUUGUCUCAUAUCUGUGGGACUCCUAAUUUGUUCUGGAACCCUAAGUAAGUCUCUCCUGUCUCAAGGCUAAAAAGUCAGUGCCAGAAAGGACCAGGAUUGGGCCCUUGUCCCACCAACCCCUCUCUCAUAUCUGCUACCUCUUUAAGAUGAUCAAUGCUAAGUGACCUUUCUUUGGCUUCAGUUACUGGGCUCCUGUGGAUGUUUAUAGGAAAGAAAAGCCCCACCCUGAGCCAACAUAGCAAACAGACAGACCCAGCACUCUAGUAUGUUUGGUUUCCAUUCAUUUUACAGCUGGAUGAGGGGAAAACGGGAGGCAUGGAACUGGCCCCUCUCCAGGCAAGAUGCCACCCCCAGCUCUUGGACAACCUUGGCUUGUGUGGGCCUCAAUGCCACAUUCAGAGCCUUCUCCACCCUUAAGGAUAGUCCCUCCCUCUCAAGAGAAGGGAUACCUCGAGGUUUAAAAGAGCAAGAGUUUGGAGAUCGGGCUCAGACCUUCUGGACGCAAACAACAGACCCAGGCCAAAGGCGGCAUCAUGUGUGAGUGGAGGUGCCUCAUCUGUGUCAGCUUUUUGCUGACCAUUCUACUUGAACUGACAUACCAGGGACCUCCAGGCUGCCCCUGAUCAAGCACAAAGCUGUUGAUGACAAACUAUUCACAGUGUUCUACUGUGGUUUCCCGCUAUGCCCACACCUUGGUCACCUCUGUCUUGUUUAAUCCACAUUCUGAGGCCCAUGAAGCUGUCUUUGACCUGGAUCUGCCUCGCCUUGCCUUUAUCGCAAUUUCACUGACCAUCAACAAUGAAGUCUACAUUGCAGAAGUCAAAGAGAAGCAUCAGGCAAAGAAAAUCUAUAAGGAAGCCCAUCAGCAGGGAAAGAUAGCUGCUCAUGUAGGCAUCAUGGACCCGGAAUCCGAGAAGUUCCACAUGUCCACCAGCCCAGCAGCAGGCACAGAGGUGGAAUUUUCCCUGGCCUAUGAAGAGCUGCUACAAAGGCACCAGGGUCAGUAUCAGCUGAUGGUGAGCCCGAGGCCUAGCCACUUGAUGAAAAGGCUGAGUGUAGAGGUCACACUGUCAGAAAGGAUGGGCAUUGGCUAUGUUCACAAACCACCUUUGAGGACCAGUCGCCUGCACACCAACAUCCAUACCAGUGACGCUGACUCGCCCCCAUCCACCAGGACUGAGAGGGCAGAGAUCCGUGUCCGAAUCACUUUCUACCCGACACUGCAAGACCAGUCUGCCUUCUCCAGCUCAGGCAUCACGGCCGACUUCACAGUCCAGUAUGACGUAGUCCUGGAGGACGUCACGGGAGAUGUGCAGAUUUACGCUGGCUAUUUUAUUCAUUACUUUGCUCCCAGAGGCCUCCCACCUGUCGAGAGAAACGUGGUGUUCGUUAUUGACGUGGGCGGCUCCAUGUUUGGUAUCAAGAUGAAACAGACUAAAAAGGCCAUGAAUGUGAUCCUUGGUGACCUGCAGGCCAAUGACUACUUCAACAUCAUCUCCUUUUCUGACACAGUUAGUGUCUGGAAAGCUGGAUGCUCCAUCCAGGCCACCAUCCAGAAUGUUUAUGAUGCCAAGGACUACCUGGGCCACAUGGAAGCUGGUGGCUGGACCGACAUCAACACAGCUCUGCUGGCAGCUGCUUCAGUGCUGUACCCUAGCAACUAGGAGCCUGGGAGGGGCCCCAGUGUGGGGAGAAUCUCUCUUAUCAUCUUCCUGACGGAUGGGGAGCCCACAGCCGACAUGAUGACCCCCAGUGUGAUCCUCUCCAACAUCCUUCAGGCACUGGGCAACAGGGUGAAUCUUUUCAGCUUGGUUUUUUGGGAUGAUGCUGACUUCCCACUGCUACGUCACCUGUCCCUGGAGAACUGGGGAGCAGCCUGGCACAUAUACAAGGACACUGAUGCAGCCCUACAUCUGGAGGGCCUCUACAAGGAGAUCUUCAUGCCUCUGCUGACAGAUGUGCGUCUGGACUACCUGUGGGACUUAGUUGGGGCCUCCCCUUGGGUCCUUUUCCCCAACUACUUUGGUGGCUCAGAGCUGGUGGUGGCAGAACAGGUGCAACCAGGUGAGCAGAAACUAGGCAUCUACCUGGCAACCCAUGGCCCCAGGGGUCAGCUUCUCAUGUCCCGCCACAGUGAGGUGGCCACCAACAGCAGCCAGAAGGCCUUUGUUUUCCCAGGGGAGCCAGUCCCCAAUGUAGCCCACUUCAUCUGCCACCUCUGGGCAUAGGUCACCAUUGGAAAACUGCUGGAGGCACGCUUCCAAGCCUGUGAUGCCACCACUUACCUGUUGGCUGCCGAAGUCCUCAACCUGUCACUUGAAUACAACUUUGUCACACCUCUGACUUCACUGGUCACGGUGCAGCCCAAGGAGGCUGGUGAGAAGGCCAGGAGACAGACUCCCACCACAGGUGGACCAGGCACCAUCAUGCCCUCAUCCACCAGCAGGCAUGGCCUAGGGGCAGGCACAGCCUGACCAGCUUUGGCAGCUAAGUUCUCUCCCAAAUCAAGUCUUGUGAAACCAAAGUCCUACUUAUCCUCAACUACUCCUGCCUCUACAAAGAAGAUGCCUAGUUCCAAGGAGUUGGAGCCACUGGGUCAGAGCCGUAGUACUCUAUCCACUCCAGCACAGUCAAAGCCCAAAAUUUCAACACAACAGGAUUCUGGAACCUUGGCUCAGCCAACUCUCAGGAUGAAACUGGCUGCCCUUGUGCCUUCAAAUUCUAGUGCUCUAUUGCUUCUGAAGCCUAGUACAUCACCACACCAGAAUCCUGGUACCCUAUUACCCAUGAAUUCUAAGACACAAGUCCCACCUCUGAAUCCUGGCACUCCAUCCCAACCCAAAGCUGGCAUUAUGAAACAUGUUUCUCCACUGCACUGCAAACACGGUGCUCCAUCACAAUAAACUGGAUGCCCCAACACACCCCAACCUGGGGUAUUCACAUCACAGUCACCCAAAAGGCUGCCACAGCCCAGGCCUGAAGUCUCCACACUUCAGAUCCCCAAAUACCCACCACACACCAAACCAAGAGUUCCUCCUUCCAAGAGCCCAAAUAACCUGCCGCACUCUAGACCUGGGAUCCUCUUACCCAAGACCUCUAAAAUUCUGUCACCUCUUAAAUCUAGUGCCCCACCUCACCAAACUUCCCUCAGUUUAUCACUUUCCAAACCUAGGACCUCAAUCCCCAACAAACCCAAAACCCCAUUACCCACUAGACCUACCAGAUCCAGGCCCCUACCUCCUCAGAGCCUAAGCACAUUCCCAAGAGUCUCAAGUCCUACAAGUCUCAGCAGUACCAUAACCACCUCUGUUCUUAGAGAACCCCUCCCUACUCCCUUUCACCCCACUCUGCCCUCUCUCCUGCCCCCUGGAAGGCUCUGGCAUCAGCAUAACCUGCUGCCAGAACUCCAAAACACCAGGCAAAUUCUGAGACCAUCUGUGUCAGGAGUCCCAACAAUGGGCCUACCCAACAGCUCCAGCCCAAUGCCAGAAGGCAGCCCCUCAAACCUGCCAGUCUUGACUUCUAGCAUCCUCCCUGAGGCAGUCAGCCUGCUUCUUCUCCCUGAGGAGCUAGAGCUGCUCUCUGAGUCAAUGGUGGAAUCCAAGUUUGUGGAAUCCUUGAACCCACCAGCUUUCUAUAUUUUCCUCACUCCUGACAAAGAUGGGAAUCCACAUUGGGAUGGCAAUUCUAAAGACAUCCUGGGAGGAGCUGGAAGUAGGAUGGACUCUCAGGAAAGCUCUACUGGACUAGCAAAAUGGUUUCCAAACGUCUCCACCUUCUCAUCCUCAGUGGAUGGGGACACCCACUUUGUAAUUCACAUGCCACGCUCAGAAGAGAGGAUCUGCUUCACAGUGGAUGGGCAUCCAGGGGACCUGCUACAGCUCAUAGAUGAUCCGAAGGCAGGGCUGCAUGUACAUGGACAGUUGCUUAGGGCACCACCAAGGCCAGGCCACAAGGACCAGACCCAUACCUACUUUCAGAUCAUCACAGUUACUGCAGACAAACCCCAGGCCUACACUAUGAUCAUCACUUGCAGUUCUAUAUCUGUGCAAGGCAAGUGUACCUCGCUCCUGUCCUGGGACCAGCCUGCCCUACUGAGGAGGCCCCAGUUGGAGCUCCACGUGGCUGCUGCAGCCUGCCUCACCAUCCACCUUGGGCCCCACCUCAAGCUCCUAGUCCUCUGGCACCACUACAGGCACCCCAGCACUCUGAAACUACCCCAUCUGGGGUUCUAUGUGGUCAAUGGCUCAGGUCUCAACCCCUCGGCCUGUGGCCUGCUUGAGUAAUUCCAGCACACAGACAUCCGGUUGGUGGCAGGGCCUACAGGACCAAGUCUGCAGAGGCACCAAGGCCCAGAUGUGCCUGUGGUUCUAGGCAAGAGGCUGCUGAAGGAUUCACCAGGGAUGCUGCCCUGCUGGGCUUCCUGCUGGCUGGUGAAGUGCUCUCAUGUACAGCAGCUGCUGGGCCACCCUUACCUUGCCUAUGUCCUGUUAUAGUCCCUGAACCUCAGAGCCAGGAGAUCUGAGCUUGGGAGAUCCAGAGGCCAGGGCAAGAAGUGAGCCAGAAGCAAAGACUUAAGGACAUGGAGACCGACACAGGGAUACACACUCUCACACAUGUGCUAAGUGACAUAUAUACAAGGACACAUAGACAUGCAGACCUAUCCACCUAGAGGCUUAGGGACUUCUGCCUCCUCACAGUCCUUCCUGUCUCCAGUCUCCACUCUCUUCAACAUACUCCAUACCAGCCUUAGAAGUGACUUUUUUAAAACAAAAAACUGACUGAGUCACCAGUCAUACUCACAACCUUCUCUGGCUCCCAUGGUAUAUUUAAGGGUCUUGGAGUUCCUCUAACAAACCAUGCUCUCUACCACUGCUAGGCCUUUCCUUCUACAUGGGAUGCCCUUUUUUGGUUUCAUGUAGGUAGAUUUUAUGCAUCCUUCAAGUCUUACAUGUCACUUCCUCUAGAAGGCCUUCCCUGACCUUUCUCCUAGAUUGAGUUCAGUUCCCUCUGUGUUCCUAUAGUCCACCACACCCCAUCCAAACUCAUAGAAUGUAUCAUACUGUGUAGUAGUCAUCUAUUUAUUUGUCUGGAUCUCUGGCUUAGAUUGAGCUUUUUGAGGGCAAGGACCUUUACUGAAUCAUUUAUGUAUCUCCAGUACCUGGUACAUAGUAGGUGCUUAGUAAAUAUUUGCUGAAUGAAUGAACAAAAAAAGGAACAUCAGCAGACACACAUGUAUACAUACUUACAACCAAAGAUACAGGACCAUACACAGAAAGACAGCAACAAGGACACAGACGUGGAUGGGGAAAUAGAGCAAUAGAGACACAUGAAAACACAAGGCAGAGGGAUCUCAAAACAAAGAAAAUGGAUGUAGGGACAUGUAGACAUACAAAGAUGGGUUCAGGGAGCCAGAGUGACAGCAUCAGGGACAUACACCCAGAGAAACAGAUGCUCUCUUGCUGGGCUUCUGUAUCCCCAUUGUAAGGUAGUGUCUCUGUCACAAAGAGGCAAGGAGACAAAAACAAGGUCACCAAGAGACAGUCACACAAUGACUAAUGUGAAGACACUGAGACAUAACAACGUACAAACUAAGAGAUAGAUAUGCACAAAGAUUCAGACACAGGAGCAAAAGGGUCAAGACACAUAAUGACACACAGAGACACAGGGACACAGAGGUAACCAGGGAGAUAUUAGUCAAGACCAGAGUCCAAGACACUAAGGACAGAGAGUUAGAAACACAGAGACAUACUCACAUGCUGACUUGCAGACAUUGAGUGGGAGAUGAGAGGAGAACACAAAGACACAGGACCAGACACCUAUAAGGAUAUAGAAACAGAGACGUUACACAGACCCAGACUUGGUGACAAAGACCCAAGGACACAGGCACAUGCGGAGGAACACACUAAAAGUGACACAGGAGCACAGACUUAUAUAUUUAGAGAUCCAGUGAUGAAGACAUGCGGAUACAGGCACCUGAAUGGUGACAAACACCAGCAAAGAGAUAGGGGUCAGGUCAGGUAACAGAAACAUAAGGACAAGCAAGGUAGAGGCCCAGGUGUAAUGGGGACAUUGUGACACAGUGACAAGGACACAGGAAUUCAGAGACAGAGAUCCUAAAACAAGUAGACAUAGGGAUAUGAACCCACAAAUACAGUCAUAUAGAUACAGGCUAGACAUAGGGACAGAAACACAGGGACACAUCUGGAAGGAUCAAGAUAGGAACAAAGAAACCUAGACACAUAGAAACAGACACACAGCCAUAAGCAAAUGGGAAGAGACAUGGUCACAAGGAAAUAUAUCCAGAGAGGCAGGGAUGAAAAAACACAGAAUCAAGAUACACCUGGGGACACCCAGAAAUAGAGACACACAAAUAGGCAACCAAGACCACAAAGGAAGGGAUGGGGACAGUGAAUCAGACCCAGGGACACAGAGAUAGUGGCUCAAAAAUAAAAAGACAUGGAUCUAGAGACCAGACACAAACAGAGAGACAGGGACACAGAAAUGGUGAGUCAGAUCAAAAUAAAACCAGGGACAGAGGAAGACAAAAAGAGAAACAGAUGCAGAGAGACACUCUGACAAGCGGACCCAUAGAAGCAGCAUCCCCCUCCCACCGCCAUCGUGGGGACCCAGAGAAAAAGACCUAGGGACUGAGAAAGGGAGUUAUUGAGUCACAGGACAAUUUAUGACACAGCCACACCAACAUUAAGAAACAAUAACAUAGAGACAUUGGUAAAAGCUGGGGAAAAUAGAGAAGUAGGAUAAAUACCAAAUGCUCACCAACAAAGGGCACAUGGAAGGAGGCGUAUGCAGAUUCAUGAGCACAGACACUGAAACACAGAGGCUCAGAGAGAGACACUCAGACCCAGGGAACACAGAGAAUCUGGGACAAAAAUUAGAUCACAGAGGUUCAGGGAUAUGCAAAGACUUGGGGAUACACAGAGAUAGGAACACACAGACACUGGAACACAGAAGUUAAUGGGCGCCCAGAUGCAGAAAUGAACAGACCCUAGAUCACAUGCAAAGACUCAGGGACCUUUAAAGGUUCAGGGACAUGCAGACUCGGAGAUGCACAAUGACUCAAGGACACAUAAAGACUCAGGAACAUGCAAAGAUUCAGGAACAUGUAAAGAAUGAGGAACACACAAAGUCUCAACAAUGCACAGAAAAAGGGAUGCACAGACACUUGAACACAGAGGCUUAUUGGAUGCCCAGAUGCUGAAACAUGGAGAUCCAUGGGAACACAGAGAGAGGGAGACACAGAUUCCAGAUUGCAAAGGCUCAGGAUGUGUAAAUAUUCAAGUACAUUCAAGGACAAGUAUUCACAGGCACUCAAACACACAGAUCAGGGACACAGAAAAACAAGGACAUAGAAGCAGGGGAAUACAGAUAGAGACUUAGGGACACCCAGAGAUAGGGAUAUACAUACGCUGAAACACAGAGACUAAUAGGAUGUACAACACAGGGAUGCAUAAAGAAUGGAACACAGAAACUCACAGACUAACAGGGGGCCAAGGACAUGCAGAUACUGACCACAUUAUCCAAUGGAAACCACAGACACCAGAACACAGAGACAUUGGGACACAGAAACUUUGGGAAACUGAAAUAUGCAGACACUGAAACAUAGCCAGAAACUUGCUCAUACAGAUAUUAAGAUACAUACAGCCAUUGGGAAACAUAGGCAACCAGUAAUACACACGGAGACACUGACACAUACAAACACUUAACACACAUAGGCACUAGAACAGACGUCAGAAUACAUAGGGACACUGGCACACAGAGACAAUGGGAUCACACACUACUACACAGACACUGGGAUACAGAGGGACACAUAGAACCUACGUACACACACACACACACACACACACUGGGAUACACACACCACUGGGGCACAAGGAGACUGGGUUACAGAGACUGAAGCACACAAAAACUAAAACUCAGACACACACAAUGAUAUGUUGACCCUGGGACACACAGACAAUAGGAUACAGACAUUGAGGCACACAGACACAAAGACAGAAAAACACUGAGACACACACACACUUUGACUCACAAGUAGUGGAACAUGCAAAUACUGGAAUAUACAUACACUGAGGUACACUGGCAUUGGGACACACAGAAAAUGGGAUACAACCUGUGACAUACAAUUAUUGAAGUUUAUAGAGACAGUGGCACAUACAAACACAGGACUAUACAGAACUGGACCAUACAGACACUGGGUCAAACAGACAUUGUGACACACAGAUACUGGGCUACAGAUACUGAGGUAUACCGAAACUAAGAGACACAUGCAACAUGCAAAUGGCCACUGGGUACACAAAUGUUGGGACACAUAGAAACUGAGGAACAUACUGGGAUAUACACAGACACCAAGACUCACAGACACUAGAACAUACAGCCAUUAGGACAUAAACAGAUAUUGGGAUACCCAGGCAUUAGAGUACAGAGAGGCUGUGAUCUACAGACACUGGGAAAUAUACAGAUACUGUGACACACAGUCAUUUUGACACAAAGACUCUGGUGCACAGUCAGAGGUAGGGACAGAAGUUAGGACUUAUAGACACUGAGGUUCACAGACACUGGGAUAGAUAAACAUUGAGACACAUAGACACUUGGCUGUAUAGACACUGGGACACAGCCCCUGAGACACAUAGACACUUGGAUGUACAGAGACACUUAUGGAUAUAGUCACUGGGACACUCAGGCACUGGGAAACAGGGUGCACAGACAUUGAGACAAAUAACCACUGGGAUAUACAGACACUGAGACACAUACACACUGACACAUACAGAUGUUGCAGUACACAGAUAUUGGAAUACACAAACACUGGGGUCUUCUGAAACUGGGACAUACAGACACUGGGAUACACAGACUUUGGUAGCAAACACUUAAACCUACAAAUAUUGGGACACACAAACACUGGGACAUACAGACACUGGGAUAUAACUUCUAAGGCACACAGAAGCAUUUGGAACUUAGACACACUACAACAUGCUGACACAGGGACGCAGUCACUGAAACAUACACACACUGGGAUAUGCAGACUCAAACACACAGAAAUUAGGGUGCAGACACAAAAGCACAGAAAAUACCAAAACAUAUAGACACACUGAAAACACGCUUACUCUGGAACACAGUCACUGGAACACACAAACACUGGGACAUACAGACAUUGACACAGACCCUGGAACAUAGUCAUUGGGACAUGCACAGACACUAGGAUACAUAGACACAGGAACUUACAGACAUGGGGAUACACUGACACUGAGACAUGCAGACACUCUUUUCAGAGAUAUUGAGACACACAAACACUGGCACAAAAAACUAGGGCACACAGACUUGGAUACAGACGCUGAGGCACACAGAAAUACUGAGACUGAGAUACACAACUAGCAUGCUAACACUGUGACACACAGACACUGGGGGUACAGACACUAAUGCACUCAUUUACAGAGAUAAAGAGAAGUUGAUAUACACAGACAUUGUGGUAAAUAAACACUGAGACACAUAGACAUUAAGACACACAGACACUUGGAUAUACAGAGACACAGAGACAUACAGCGAUUGAGACACUCAGACACUGGGACACAUAAAUACUGGUGCACAGUCACUAGGACACACAGACACUGAGAUAUACAGGCACUGGAACACAUAGAUACUGGUGCACACAUAUGGGGUACACAGACAUUGGGACACACCAACACUGGGACAUUCACAGAGUAUGUGACAUACAGACACUAGAAAAAACAGGCAUUGGGAUGCACAAACACUAGGACAUACAGACAUGGGGACACACAGACAGUAAGACACAUAAACACUGAGAUGUACAGACACUGGGUUACAUAGGCACAGGGACAGAGAAACUGAGACACAAACACACACACACUGGGACUUACAGAGACAUCAAGACACAUAGACACUGAGAUAUACAAACAUCAAGAAAUACACAACAUUGGAACAUACAGACAAUAAGAUGUACAGACUGGGAAAUAGGCAUUAGCAUAUACAAGGACACAUUGGGAUGCACAAACAAAAGCACACUUGGUCAGUGGGACACACAGAAACAUUGUAACACACACAGUCACUAGGACACACAGACCAUGGAGCACACAGACUGGGAUAAACAGUCAUUAGCACAUAUACCCAGACCCUGCAACACACAGACAUUAGGAAACACAGACACUGAGAUGUACAGCCACUGGGACAUAUUGAAACUGAAGAAACAAAGACGCUGAGAUAUAGACACAUACUAAGACACACUAACACUGUUCAAUACAGUCAUUGGGACAUGUACAGACACUGGAACACAGAAACAGUGUCAGCUACACAUAGGAGGAAAUACCAACACCAGGAAAUACACAUAUUGGGAUAUACAAACACUGACCCUAAGACACAUAGACACUUGGGCAUAGAGAAAAGCUAAGACAUACAGUCACUGAGACACUCAACCUCUGGAACACAAAGACACUAGGAUAUAAAGACAUUAGGACACACAGGAGCUGAAGUAUAUUGACACUUGGACACACUAUCACUGGGAUAGACAUAAACACUGUGACACUCAGACAUUGGGACACAAAGACACUGGGAUACACAAACAAUGGGACAUAUGGACAGUAGAAUAUACAGACAAUGAGACACAAAGAAUCUAAGAAACGCAAAGAAUCUGAGGUGUUUUGGAUGCUAGGUCUUGCAGGACCAGAGUGCUUUACCAUCGGCAAAGAGGAGAAAAGGCAAGAAUAGGGGACAGAGGGGCCUCAUCCUGAGUCUUGAGACAGCGGUAAGCACGAGAGUGCUCUAUGUGAGGAGAGUGCCGACUAGAGAGGAAGCUGGAUGGCAAGGGGAAACAAGUGAAGUGGAGUGAGGGAGUGUGGAUGAGAAAUGUGAGCUUUCUCCUAUGGCCAAAAGAACUAGUGCAGCCCGUGGCAAGAGGUGGAGGUGUUUGGAGCCAGCCUUGAGGAGCUUGGUCUGAUAGGAUGGGAGAAAGAGUAAAGGGGAGAAGAACGGGCCUUGUUGAGGUGUUAGUAAGUGGGAAUGAACAAACACAAAGGCUCCAUCCUUGGCACACAUUCACACUCUUCAUUCAUUCAUUCAAUAAACUUUUUAUCACAGGCUUCCUCUGUGCUGGACCUUGUGCUGGGCCGUAGGAAUAAAACAGAUAAUGUGACCCAGGCCCUGUCUUUCAGGAACAUUGAGGCUGCUUGAGGAUACACAUGUUGCAGCAGACAAUAAUGACACAAUAUGAACAAUGCUAGAAGAGAGGUAAGCCUAGGGGUCUGUGGGAACCCAAGGAGCUCAGGGAAUCCAGACUGGGGGUCAGGACAGGUUUCCAGAUGAGGCAAUAUCAAGGCCUAGUCUAGAGGUAGAAAGAAUAAUUAGUCAAAAAGGAGGCAGCGGCAAGGAAGAACAUUGCGUACAGAGGGGUUAUCUUGAACAAAGCCUGAAAGAUUCAUUCUUUUAUUCAUUCAUUAAUUCCACUAACAUUAUUGAUCACCUAGUAUAUACCAACCACUGUGGUAGGUGUUGGGAAUUCAUAAGUAAACAACUGGACAUAGUUUAUGUACUCAUAGAGCUUACCUUCUAUAAGGAAAAAAAGAAACUACUAAAUAUGUGCAGGGAACACUUCAGCAUAGCAGGAACAGAGAGAUCAAGGCGGGAAGAGGAACAUCAGAUGAGAUGUGAGAGGGAGGCAGGAGCCAGAUCAUGGAGGUUCUUGUGGGCUGUGGUAUUUGGACUAGUACAGUGGCAAUGAGUUGGAGAUAUAAGGGCAGAUUUCAAAGAUAAUAAAGAGGUAGGAGGGAGGAAUUAUGAUGACUGAUUUGAUUGGAGGUGAGAGAGAGAAAGGAGUCUAGCGUGGCUUCUAUGUUUAUUUCUAGCUUGGGCAACUGGGUGAAUGAUGGAGCCAUUUCUUAGAAUAGAGGGACAUAGAAGAAGUAGGCUUUUAUGGGGAGCCUACAUUAGUUUAAGGUGACUGUGGGCCUCCCAAAACAUUUAUUCAUUAAUUAAUCACACCUCUUUCUCCGAACGUCUUGAUAUUUCAUAAAUCUCUUUGUUAGGAUGAUUUUGCUUGCAAGCAAUAGAAAAUCCAACUCAAACUGCCUUAAUAAAGGGAAUUCAUUGGCUCAUGCAACUGAAAAAAAUUCAGAAGUAGGGUGGGUCUCAGAUGAAUACUGAAUCAGUUCAGCUCAAUGAUGUCAAUGACGUCAACACAGUGACAUCCAGCUUCUUUCUAUCUCUCCACUCUGCCUUCCACAGAGUUGCUGUAUCCUAAGCUUGGCUCUCCUAAUCACAGGGUGACUGCCAGCAGCAACAACAACUGAGCAAAACUCCUGAGCUUUCAUUCUAACUUGGGUCCAUGCCCACUUUAGAACCAAUUAUUGCGUCCCUGGAUAUAGGGUUGUGCUAACUGGCUUAGGCCAAAUCUGGGCCCAUUCUUGGAUGUAAGGGUUGGGUCAGCCCCACUCGAGUACAUGGCUGAUACAUAUUAGGUGAGGGGUGAAAUGUAUGCUGGAUAGACCACUGAGCCUGUUACUACAUUGGAAUAAAUGGCUUGGCUGCAGUAAACACUGUAAACCAGGCCAAAAGAAUAAGUACCCAGUAAUGAUGGAGUAGUAAUUGUACCAGAAGACUCACACAAGAUAAAACUACUGCAAUGCAUCCAAAAACCUUGAGCUUCCUAGAAGCCAUGGCACAAAAUGACAACACAGUGAUGAGUUCUGAAGGUGAUCUUCAUGUAGCUGUUUCUUCAUAGUAGCAAAUGACCACUGUCAUAACAGUCACAACCCCCUCUAUCCUUUAUAUAAGUUGAGUUGAAUCUACAAUAUGGCAAUGCUACUAUUAACAGAGGAUAAAAGUGAAGCCAGGAGUGUACAUGAUUUACUUUGGAGGACAAAGCAAGUCAAUGGCAGAGCCAGGACCGAAACCGUCAAUGUGUCUUAGCUGAAAGCAAUAGAAAUAAACUCUGGCUGAUUUAAAUAGAAAGGAAUUUGUUAAACAGGUAUUAUAUAGCUCACAGAGUCUGGGAGAGCUGUAAAACCAGAUCCAGAGACAACAUAGCCAGGUUGAUGCCCAGAAUCCCACUUCAGAAUCUUCCCAGAGGAGACACUACUUGUGACACCACUGGAAACUAGAUGCCACCAUUUGCAGUUCUCAGCUACUGACCCUUCCAUUGCCUCUGGACCCAGAUGUAGCUGCUACAGCUGCAUUCACCCAUCACCCGAAUGAAUUCCAUGCAAUCCCUGCUUCCUUGAGCAUUAACUUCUGAUAAGAAGUCUAGGAUAAGUUAUUCUAACUGGUGGAGUCUAGUCAUGUGUCCAAGCCCUAGUUGCAAAGGAGGCUGGGAAAGUGAGUAAGUGGUCUUUUCAGCUUCUAUUGUGGCAGGUGGGCUCUGCCUCAUAAAGCAGGGUAUUGCCAAGGACAGGAAAGGAAUUGGUAACCAAGAAUAGUGGUAAAUAUCCACUAUACCUGGCUUAUUGCUACCCUAUCCGUGGUUUUUACAAUGAAGGUCCUUAUUGUUCAACUAGAUGCUCAAAAACUAUUUCCUGAGUAUAGUCAGCUAUCAACACUAGGAGGAAAAUGUAGGGGGUGGGAGAGAGAUGUCUCCCUGUCCUCCUCCCAGGCUGGUUGGAGUGUUCCAACCACACAGGGGCCCUUUGGAAAAUAUCAGCAAAUACUCUGGGACAAGGUUUAAGACUGAGAGAGCUUCCAGAGGAAGUGAGGCUUGGUCUGGACUUUUGAAGAUGGGUAGACUUCAGAGAGGAAAAGAAGAAGAAGAGAACAUUGCAUCUAGUCUCCACUCUUAACUCUCCUCUUUCUUAUCUGGUCCUUACCUGGUCACUGGCUGUCUGAAUACCUGUUCACAUUGGAGCCAGAAAACCCUUAGGAUGCCUAGAGGGUGGUUGAACAUCACUGGUACCUCGAAGUCCCAGGGCUAGAGCUUAAGGGCCACUCUAGGGCCAUCAGCAAACAGACACAUGGUACAAAUGGCUAGAUGGUGCAAACUGAAUGAGAUCCAGCAGUGGUCUCCUCCACUGUCACUCACUUGAGUUAGGUGAUUGCACACAUCAUUUCCUUCUCCCCUGCUAUGUGACCUCAAGUCAGUCGGUUCCUCCCUCUAAGCCUCAGGCUUUGCUCUGUAAAAUGGAGAGAAUCAACCCUAUUUUUCAGGGAUAUGAGAUUGAAAUAAAAGAAUAUAUGUGCAUGUAUGUAUAUAUUUACAUGCACAUAUACACACAUU